Molecule: messenger RNA, 2935 nt
Organism: Rana temporaria (common frog)
Lineage: Eukaryota; Metazoa; Chordata; Amphibia; Anura; Ranidae
Gene: BMPR1B
Product: bone morphogenetic protein receptor type 1B
Exons: 15
Coding region: 1020-2618 (532 amino acids)
Biological process (GO): protein phosphorylation; dorsal/ventral pattern formation; BMP signaling pathway
Cellular component (GO): signaling receptor complex; plasma membrane
Molecular function (GO): SMAD binding; ATP binding; transforming growth factor beta receptor activity, type I
Source: RefSeq, a predicted model, not a curated record
CUUUGCUACCUCUGUGGUUAAUAGUUAUUGGAAUUCAAGAGCAGCAGCUGGAAAAAACUGAACAUUUAGUGUGGACCUUGUACUAUGUUGUAUGCGAAUGAUAUGGCUGCUACGUCUUUUGUAACUUUUAUAUGUGUUGUAGAGGGGAACCUCCACAGUCCAAAGACAUAUUAUUGUGCAAAGAAGCAGGGAAACCUGAGAACGAGACACAGCUUUCCUGCAAGUAACAGAUGGUUACUGUUUAAGUGCAGGCAUAACCCUGUCCCAACACCACAUGUAAUGAUGGGGGAGGAGGUCUCAGAAAAAGGAAAACACUGAUUGGACCAAUCUCAUAUCCUACUUAAUCAUAGUCAUAUGGGAGGCUUUUUCAAGCAUAGAGAGAGAUGGCUGUUGAAAUUUCUAGCAUGCUGGAAUCUUGCAAGGAAGCAGUGCAGUGUGGAGAUGUUAUGAAUACCAAGAUAUCAUUCAACAGUGUGCAAACUUAAGCCGGCCAUACAUGGAUUGAAGUUCGGCCGGUUCAGCAGACAAAAAAAUAAAAAGUGCUUACCCUGACCUCAGCUUCCACCUACUUUCUAGAGCACCAGAUAAUAUCACUGUGCUGUGCAGCACAUUGCAGAAAUGAGACAGCAAUGAGGCACAGUGAUGUCACUGAUGGGGCAGAAACCAGGUCAAGCUCAUAUGAAACAUAUUUCUGUACAUGACUUUUACAAGGCUCUUCAAUUUGAUGGAUGGGAGCAACGUCUUCAACAGUAAUACUGGCUGUAUUUGCUUAGGCGUGUAGAAAGCAGUAGCUCAUCUGUAUUUCAGUAGGAACCAAAGGUUUUGGCUUUCCCUGUUGAAUUCAAGACGGUCCUGCUGCAAGCAAUGAGAAGAGGAGCGUGAAUUAUAUUGCUCCCCAGCAGACUUUUCGCAGGAUCUGAGCUGUGGUUGGAUUGGAGGACUAGAAGAAAUACAAAGAGAGAUUGGACUUUACAUCCCCCAGGAUUAAGCAUCAAGCCUGCAGUUCUUCUGCAAUAGGAAUGGGCUGGUUUGAGGACCCAAGCUGGCAGUUGCAUGUUUCCCUGAUAAUGCUCCUGUCCCUGCAUACCAGAGCAAAUCUUCUUGAUAACAUGUUGCUGAGAAGCUCGGGAAAGCUUAGUGUGGACAGCAGAAAGGAGGAUACUGAGAGCACAGCACCUGCCCCGCCACAGAAGUUGUUGUCAUGUUACUGUCAUCACCAUUGCCCAGAGGACUCAUACAACAAUACCUGCUGGACAGACGGAUACUGCUUCACGAUUAUAGAAGAAGAUGAAUCGGGGCUCCCUGUGAUUACCUCUGGCUGCUUAGGAUUAGAGGGCUCUGAUUUUCAAUGCCGAGACACACCUAUUCCACAUCAGAGAAGGUCUAUCGAAUGUUGCACAGAUGAAGACUUUUGUAACAGAGAUCUUCAUCCUACCUUGCCACCCCUCAAAAACAAAGAUUUUGUUGACGGCAGUAUCCAUUACAUGGCUCUUUUCAUCUCAGUGACUGUGUGCAGCAUCAUUCUGGUCGUGAUCCUAAUAUUUUGCUACUUCAGGUAUAAAAGACAAGAAGCCAGACCCCGUUACAGCAUUGGACUAGAACAGGAUGAAACAUAUAUUCCUCAAGGAGAAUCCCUUAAAGAUCUCAUUGAACAGUCUCAAAGCUCAGGAAGUGGUUCGGGGCUCCCUCUUCUGGUGCAAAGGACAAUAGCGAAGCAGAUUCAAAUGGUGAAACAGAUUGGCAAAGGGCGGUAUGGGGAAGUAUGGAUGGGCAAGUGGCGAGGAGAGAAGGUCGCAGUCAAAGUGUUCUUUACCACCGAGGAAGCCAGCUGGUUUAGAGAAACAGAAAUUUAUCAAACCGUGCUCAUGAGACAUGAAAACAUUUUAGGGUUUAUUGCUGCUGACAUUAAAGGGACAGGAUCAUGGACUCAACUGUACCUGAUUACAGAUUAUCACGAAAAUGGUUCUUUAUACGAUUACCUAAAAUCAACCACUCUCGACACCAAAGCAAUGCUGAAGUUGGCGUACUCUGCAGUCAGUGGUCUGUGCCACCUGCAUACUGAAAUAUUUGGAACAAAAGGCAAACCAGCCAUAGCCCACAGGGACCUUAAAAGCAAAAACAUAUUGGUGAAGAAAAAUGGAACGUGCUGUAUUGCAGACCUGGGAUUGGCAGUAAAAUUCAUUAGUGAUACAAAUGAAGUGGACAUACCACCAAAUACCAGAGUGGGUACAAAGCGCUAUAUGCCUCCUGAGGUUCUUGAUGAGAGCUUGAACAGGAAUCACUUCCAGUCAUACAUAAUGGCAGACAUGUACAGCUUUGGUCUUAUUCUCUGGGAAGUGGCCCGACGGUGUAUAUCAGGAGGUAUAUUAGAAGAAUACCAGCUGCCCUAUCAUGACGUGGUACCAACCGACCCUUCUUAUGAAGACAUGAGGGAAAUUGUGUGUAUCCGGAGGUUACGACCCUCAUUUCCAAACAGAUGGAGCAGUGAUGAGUGUCUGAGACAGAUGGGAAAACUGAUGACAGAGUGUUGGGCUCACAAUCCUGCCUCACGCCUUACAGCUUUGCGAGUAAAGAAGACACUAGCCAAAAUGUCAGAGUCUCAAGACAUCAAGCUUUGAUUUGAUAGAAAUCUGAAGAAAGCCCGUGGAAGUGGACUUAUUUUUUGUGACUGAAAAUCAUAAAGAGAAAUCAUAUUUCUGCACAUUGAACAUCUGUGUUUACCAUGAGUACAAGUGUCUAGACUGUUGAAUCACCAGCGACAAUCUGGACAAGAUUCCACAGACUCUGUUACUCAGGCUGGUGUACACAGGAAACAUGUCUUCGAUGACUAGAUGAAAAAAUGAGCAUGUUGCUUUCUGUGAAAGCAAAUACGUUUUUAAUGUUUGAAACAAAAGAAAAAUUCUUUAAAAUUCUAAUAAAAAAUUUAAUAAAUGUA